AUGGCCAUUAGGAAGCAUUUCAAGACGAGGGAAAAUCCGGGCUCAAAGGGUAAAUUUUUUCUGGAGAAGGUGUUGAAGGAACUUCCGGUAGAAGGACGCAUUGCUCUACUGCAGACCAAGUCCGAUCAAGAUUCAGAGCUAUACGAUUUUGAAAUUGGUAAGAGCCUGAAGCUUCCUUUGCAAAUGCGUCUUAAAUUUAUCUGUGAGAGACUAGGGUUAAUCCCAAAAUGGUGGCAGGCAGAUUCCACGACCCAACUGCAUUUUCUUCGAAAUACAACUCCAUUUAUCAUCAGAUUGUUCUCGGCAUCCAACCAGCAUUCUUUUACUGUGUCUUACCUCGUAAAGUCAUGUGGGUUGUCCCCAGAAACUGCUAUUUCUGCAUCCGAGAAGAUACACUUUGAAAACCCUAAAAAUCCAGAUUCUGUUCUCGCUCUUCUCAGAGACUCUGGAUGUACCAACACCCAUAUCGCCAAAAUCGUAACCAAGCUUCCUUCACUGCUCUUGGUCAAUCCUGAGAAGACCCUUUUGCCCAAACUCGAAUUUUUUCGUUCUAUGGGCCUUUCUAGUGCUGAUCUUGCUAGCAUCCUCUCUUCUGAGCCAAGUAUCUUGAAUAAGAGCUUAGAAAAGGUUCUAAUUCCCAAGCAUAAUUUCCUCAAGAGUGUACAUGUAAAUAAUGAAGGUGCCAUGAAGAUUCUCAAGAGGUCAUCCUGGAGUUCUAGUGGAAAGACCAUAGCUGCCAAUAUUGCUGUUCUGAGAGAAAUUGGAGUUCCCAUAUCCCAUAUCUCAUUUUUAGUGGUGCGUUAUCACACAAUCUGCCAAAAAAGUGAUAAAUUCAGUGAAAAUGUCAAGAAGGUUGUGGAAAUGGGAUUUAAUCCUUUGAAAUUUACUUUCGUGAAUGCACUCCAAGCAUUCUGUCAAAUGACUGAAUCAACUCGGCAACAAAAAAUGGAGAUGUAUAGGAGGUGGGGUUGGUCUGAAGAUGAGAUUGUGUCGGCAUUCAGAAGUCGUCCACAAUGUAUGCAAUUGUCUGAGAAGAAAGUUACCAAGGUGUUGGAUUUCCUUGUGAACAAAAUGGGUUGGCAGCCUGCAGUUGUUGCUAGGGCACCAGUAGCUAUCUGCCUCAAUUUUGAGAAGAGGGUUGUUCCAAGGUGUUCAGUGGUGAAAGUUCUGUUAUUGAAAGGGUUGGUAAAGAAGGAUUUGAGGUUAGAUCAUUUUCUGAGUCUCACUGAGGGGAAUUUCUUGGAUAAGUAUGUAAUCAAAUAUGAGGAUGACAUUCCUCAGUUGUUAGAUCUAUAUCAAGGGAAGGUGAGUUUUAUGGAGCUAGGAUUUGGAUCUGAAAAUUUUCUCGAGGAGAAGGUGCUGAAGGAACUUCCGGUAAAAGGAGACAUUGCUUGCAGACCGGAGUCCGUUCAAGAUUCAGAGCUAUACAAUUUUGAAAUUGGUGAGAACCAGAAGCUUCCUUUGCAAAUGUGUAUCAAAUUUAUCUGUAAGAGAAUAGGGUUAAUCCCAAAAAUGUGGCAGGCAGCUUCCACAGCCCAACUGCAUUUUCUUCGAAAUACAACUCCAUAUAUCUUCAGAAGUUUCUCAGCAUCCAACCAGCAUUCUUUCACAGUGUCUUACCUCGUAAACUCAUGUGGGUUGUCCCCAGAAACUGCUAUUUCUGCAUCCGGGAAGAUACGCUUUGAAAACCCUAAAAACCCAGAUUCUGUUCUCGCUCUUCUCAGAAACUCUGGAUGUACCAACACCCAUAUCACCAAAAUUGUAACCAAGCUUCCUUCACUGCUUUUGGUCAAUCCUGAGAAGACCCUUUUACCCAAACUCGAAUUUUUUCGUUCUAUGGACCUUUCUGGUGCUGAUCUUGCUAGCAUUCUCUCUUCUAGGCCAAGUAUCUUGAGGAAGAGCUUAAAAAAUGUUCUAAUUCCCAAGUAUAAUUUCCUCAAGAGUCUAAAUAUCAGUAAUGAAGAUGCCGUGAAGGUUCUUAAGAGGUCAUCCUGGAGUUCUAGUGGAAAUCUGGAGAGGACCAUAGCUGCCAAUAUUGCAGUUCUGAGAGAAAUUGGAGUUCCCAUAUCCCACAUCUCAUUUUUAGUGGCGCGUUAUCACUCAAUCGGCCAAAGGAGCGAUAAAUUCAGUGAAAAUGUCAAGACGGUUGUGGAAAUGGGAUUCAAUCCUUUGAAAUUUACCUUCCUGAAUGCUCUCCAAUCAUUCUGUCAAAUGACUGAAUCAACUCGGCAACAAAAAAUGGAGAUGUAUAGGGGGUGGGGUUGGUCUGAAGAUGAGAUUCUGUUGGCAUUCAGAACUUGUCCACAAUGUAUGCAAUUGUCUGAGAACAAAGUUACAAAGGUGUUGGAUUUCCUUGUGAACAAAAUGGGUUGGCAGCCUGCAGUUGUUGCUAGGGCGCCAAUCGCUCUCUGCCUCAAUUUUGAGAAGAGGGUUGUUCCAAGGUGUUCAGUGGUGAAGGUUCUGUUGUUGAAAGGGUUGGUAAAGAAGGAUUUAAAGUUAGGUCAUUUUCUGAGUGUCACUGAGGGGGAUUUCGUGGAUAAGUAUGUAAUAAAAAAUCUGGAUGACAUUCCUCAGUUAUUAGAUCUAUAUCAAGGGAAGGUGAGUUUUAUUGAGCUAGAAUUUGGAUCUUAG
Messenger RNA from Vitis vinifera (wine grape), 2631 nucleotides. RefSeq lists its product as uncharacterized. Gene Ontology annotation, cellular component: chloroplast. The coding region runs from base 1 to 2631 and encodes 876 amino acids. The record is from RefSeq and is a predicted model, not a curated record. NCBI's taxonomy places the organism in Eukaryota, Viridiplantae, Streptophyta, Magnoliopsida, Vitales, Vitaceae. Gene Ontology annotation, molecular function: double-stranded DNA binding. The transcript has 3 exons. Gene Ontology annotation, biological process: chloroplast organization; regulation of DNA-templated transcription.